GGUGUCUGGCACCCAUGGGUGGUGCCCCCGGGAGCCUGGUCCGGGGGAUGCUCCUGCAGCGAGGGGGCGGCUGGCACCCAUGGGUGGUGCCCUCAGGGAGCCUGGUCCGGGGGAUGCUCCUGCAGUGAGGGGGCGGCUGGCACCCAUGGGUGGUGCCCCCCGGGAGCCAGAAGCCUUUGACCAAGACUUGAUUUUCGCUUCUAGGGGGUGCCGGCUCUUUGGAGGACCGUGAGAGCUGUGGAGGCGUCAUAGACGUGACCAGAGCAGCUAAUGGGACCAUCCACUUACCAGCAGCCAAGGGCCCUCCGGCACCCACCAGAACCUGCACCUGGGUGAUAGCAGCGCUGCCCUCCGAGGAAGUACGCCUGGAAAUCAAAGCCCCGGAGGCGGCUGCUCAUCCCAACCUCAGUGUGCGCUUUGAAGGUAGCCCAGGGGAAGGGGCCGGCAGGGAGGGGCCUGUGGACAUUGCCCACAGCUUUCUUCUGAAGGGACAGGGCAGAACCGUGAUCAGAGGGAGCCUGGAUUCCAGUCUCACUUUCACUUACUGGGUGGUUGUGGAUUGGUGUGCUCGGCUGGCCCUUUGCUGCUCCGUGGUGGGAUCGGCACAGACCUGUCUCUGCCCUGGGAACUCAACGGGGGAACGCUGCCGGACAGGUGUGGAUGCCCUGGAGUCUCUGCGGGAAGGUGUUGGGCAGGUGGCGUCACGAGAGGCCACGGUGAAGCUGAGGGGGGCUGUGUUAUCUGGAGCUGCCGAGCGUCUCCGCAGCCCCAGCACCGCGGCCCCGGGCACUCGCCCUAGCCUUGCUCCCCACCAGAGCCCUGCGGCCUGGCCUGCCGGCACUGCAGAGAGCCCCGGAGAGGCGCUGAGUAACGCUGCCCCCGUGCCCCGAGGGGCGUGGCUGGGCAGGCGGAGGAACGGGCCCCUGGCUCAGGAGGGAGCCACCGCUGAGCGUGUGGAGCCACCGGCCACUACAGCAGCUGCUGAGCAUGGGGACAAAGCCCACGACCUGGGAGUGCGUAUGCGCCCGUCUGCUGCAGGAAAGGGGACGCCGGCUGGAAGCACCGGCAGCCCCUGGUUCUCUGCAGCGUCACAGUUCAAGGCAGCAAAUCCCACGUCGGUGCCUCUCCCUGGGACAGUCCCUCUGGGAAACCUGAGGGCAAAAGAUCUCACUUCCCUGGGGGGCAGCAGCUCCGAUAUAGAGUCACCCACGGUGUUUCCUGGCUCUGCCGCCCGCGAGACGGCUUCAUGGGACCAGGCACCUUCCAGCACCUCCGCAGUAACGGAGCCAGUGUACCCCAGUGGAGAGAGCGCGCUCACGACAGGGCCCUCGGACCCGGAGCCGUGGAGCAUGGAAACGCCGGAUGUUGCUCUUGCCCUGAGUAAAGCCAGGGCGGAGACCAGCCGGGGCAGUGCUGCGGGCGCACAGACGCCAGUGACCUCCGCGCCCGUGGCCAGCCCUGCUCCCGGGGAAGCGCAGGGGACAAUGGGGCCCACUUUGGAGGAGGGAUGCGGGGGCUGGGGACGGCACACAGGGAAGCUGCCGUUACUGCGGAGUUGGACUUCACUGACCUGGGCCUAGGAGCCAGGCUGCGGAGCCCCACGGAGGGCUCUGGCACGCUGCUGCAAGGACAGACGGAGCUCGCCAUGCACACUGCAGCCUCCACACCGGGCGACUCUCUGGAAACCAGCCAGACACCUGCUCUGCGGCCAGACGGCCGGGAGAGUCUGACCUGGCAGCCGGGGGGCAAAGCUAAGCCAGCCCCAGAGACCAGCGGGACCCCAGUGCGCACCCCAGACAGCGGCCUGACAGAGCCGCUCGCCACAACAGCUGGCUCUGCUCCAGGACUCCAUUCCAGCACCCAUCGCAUGGUGCCCCUGGGAAGCCCCAGGCCUGGGGAGGGCCUGGGCCAUACGCUGGUGGAGGCUGGCUCUGAGGAGUCCCCAGGGCGCAGAGGUGUCGAUGGAGUCCCAGAAAACAUGGACUUGUCUCUCUCCAGUGAGGCGCGCACAGAGGGGGACCCUCGGGCAGCGUCCUGGGCCGAGUCACUCCCCGGGGCUUCCCCAGACAGGACGCCAAGUGCCUAUGCUGGGACCCCAAGGCCAUUGGGCCACCUCACAGCACCUGCCCCAUCCCCUGGCUCGGCCCAGCCCCCAGCGCCAGCUGAGCAGCUCAGCACGGGGGCCGAUGUCUCUCACCCCACAGCUCCUGGCCAGGAGAACGGAGGUCUCAGUGAGCGCGCCCCAGAGCCCAGCUCGUCAACAGCAGCCCCAGCCCUGGAGCGGCUAUCGAGUGACUUCCGGACUCUCGCCUGGCUCCCCGAAACUCCUGCUGAGAGGUCUCGAGUGCCUGGCACAGGGGAGCCCCGCAGCACGGUCCCAGCCGUGCCCGGUACGGCUGUGUCUGUGGGCACAUCCUCCCAGCCUCCUGUCGCCCACACUCCCGGGGCCAAGCAGCUCUCCCUGGCUCCUGCCCCAGUCGGGGCAGUGACGUCUCAGGAGGGAGUGUUCCCGGGAGCCUCCAGUGGGGAAGCCGUGCCCCAUGGCUCUGGCACCAUGCGAGCCAUCACUCCUCUGGGCUUUCAGCCUCCGCCAGCCAGCCAGCCUGCUGGAGUGGAGACACCGGCAGCCACUCUGCAGAGAGGUUCCACAGCGCUCAGCCCGACAGCGCCCCCUGACCCCCCCAGGGCUGGGCUGAGUUCCCCAUUCCCCUUAGAGAAGGAUGUUUCGGGGUCUGCUGCCCUGGGACUCGCAGAGCUCAGCUUGGCCACCACCCCGUCUCCAUCGUGGGACACGGCGACCACUAAUGCCACAGUGGCAACGUCCUCGUGGGCAUCUGCAAGCUGGAGGGGAGGGACUGAGAGGCUGGGCCAGCGGGCAACGGCCCCCCCAGCCUGGGCUGCGCAGGCUGGGUCUGAACCGGGGAAUUCCAGCCAAGCCACUGAUGCAACACCCCCGAGCGGGGCUGGGGGGAGCUUUCCGAGCAGCAGCACCGGGGCCCUGUUCAGCCCCACGCCCCCCAUCCCAGAGCUGCUACUAACCUCUGAGAGCGCUGGGUCCCCAGCUGGCAGCAGGAGUCCCUGGCCCCCCCUGGCAGCCAGCCCAAGGGCCUGGGGUGCAGAGGUUACGGAUCCCGUGAGCAGUGCCAGGAUGAAUGUCUCCUUCGCCAGCACGCAGCUCAGGGCAGCGAUGACCGAUGGGCAGCCGCCGCCUGUCACCACCAAGGGUGCCCGUGGCAGGGCACAGAGCGUGUUCGUUGUGGAAGACCAGCCCCCUCUUCUCAAAGCGACCCUUCUCCGCGUGCCCUGUGAACUCGCGCUGGAGAUGGAAUUUGUUAGCGCCUUCCAGACUCCCGCGUCGCAUGCGCAUCGCAGCCUGGUGCAGCGUUUCAAUGAGACGGUGGCGCCCCUCUUCGCAGCUGUGCCGGGAUUCCAGCGCCUGGAAGUGAUGCGGAUCAGGAGAGGCAGCGUGGUGCUGGAAUACGAUGCCCUCUUCGCUGUGGAGCGGCUGCAUGGGCAGGUGCAGGGCUUGGGAGCCCUUUUAAACCGGACGGUGCUGUCGGGCGCCACCCGCUCGGGUCUCCACGUCGCCAGUGCCCCCGUGCUGUGGAACGUGGUCCUGGAGAGGCAGCUGGACCUGUGCACGGUGCUCUUCUCGUGCCACGCCGGCUUUGAGUGCAUCAGCAGUGGGGCCGGCAAUGCCAGCUGCACGUCCGUGUGCCACAGAGACUACUGCAGAAACCACGGCAUCUGCACACACCCGCGUGACCACGAGCCCGUGUGCCAGUGCCCCACUGGCAGUGACUACUGGUUCAUGGGCCCACGCUGCGAUUACAAGGUGACCCAGCAGAGCCUGCUGGGCGUGGCCGGUGGGGUGCUGCUGACCGUGGCCCUGCUGGGCGUUGCCGUCGCCUGCCUGGUGGUCCGGAGGUUCAAGGCGCUGCUCCUGGAGGCCAGGGUUGAUCAGACCAAAAGCAGCUACCGACGGUUUUGUCGCCUUGAUGACGUGUCAGCUCAGUACUGGUCUCACUCUUGGCUCGCCUCUGCUAAUUCUUUGGACAACCCAGCUUUCAGCAACUCGGAGGAGCUGCUCCACUUACAGAUGCUAGACAACACUUGUUGCAGCUGUAAGGAUGACACUGUGAUCGCAGACAGCUACCAGCAGCGGACCACUCCCAUCAGCACAGUGUGCAGGCCCAGCUUUCACUAUGACUGGGACACAAGUUCUAGUAGCAUAAAUGAUCCCAUGAUUGACUCUGGAAAAGCCAGUGAUAUUUCUGUGUCAAGUUGGCCAAUGGAACCAGUUCAGUGGACACCCUUUCCAAUUCUACAUCAUCUUUCCAGACAACGGCCGCCCAAAGCCAGUAGGCGACCUCAUUCCUACUGUGAGGGGAUGGAACUGGUCAAUCUUGAAAGAAGUUGGACAGCCUAAAAAUGGCAAACUAAAGACAGGCAACAGUUGUCAGCUUUUAAAACCAACCACGUUUUAUUUUCACAUAACAAGCUCAACGAAGGAGUUUCCAACACUUUGACAAUACAAUCAAUGCAGGUAUGAUGUCAGUUCUAUUCAAUGCAGAGUGCUGAAGAUUAUCAGCGAAACCUUUCAACAGUAUUUCAGACUGGACUUUAGAAGCCAGCUUUGGUUUGGGACAAGGUAACUGUUAGUAGUAAGUGUUGAGUUAACACAAGGCUGGCAUCCAACAAAGUAAACGACUUACACCAGGCAAGCUGAGAAUAAACUUUUUGAAGUCACAUCAUAUUACGUACAUAUAUGGUCUGCCCUACAGCCAUUUCAGAACAAGCUAAGCCACUGUGAAAAGUGAAAUACAAAUUAAGCGCCGCUGCAUUGUUCAUUAUGAUUUAUGUAAAUGAGGUAUAAAUUUAACCCCAGUACAUGUUUAAGCAUUAAACUGUAUUUUCCAAAA
Chrysemys picta bellii (western painted turtle) is the source of this 4922-nucleotide messenger RNA. The record is from RefSeq and is a predicted model, not a curated record. Lineage: Eukaryota; Metazoa; Chordata; Testudines; Emydidae.